Messenger RNA from Megalobrama amblycephala (Wuchang bream), 1108 nucleotides. RefSeq names its product intraflagellar transport 22 homolog (Chlamydomonas) (gene ift22). NCBI's taxonomy places the organism in Eukaryota, Metazoa, Chordata, Actinopteri, Cypriniformes, Xenocyprididae. Gene Ontology annotation, biological process: intracellular protein transport. Gene Ontology annotation, cellular component: endomembrane system. The record is from RefSeq and is a predicted model, not a curated record. The transcript is spliced from 6 exons. Gene Ontology annotation, molecular function: GTPase activity. Bases 141 to 707 code for a protein of 188 amino acids.
UUUUCAAUUAAUAUGAAGGUUAGCGAAUCUGCGACGUGUGUUUUACCUUCUGCAUAAUUGCCUUGGAAACGAGUUGUUUAUGUUAGCCAUGAGCUAACCCACCAUGCGCUUCAUCUAGCUGCCUAUCGAUAUACGUCAAGAUGGUCAAGGUGAAAAUAUUAUUUAUUGGACCAAACGAGUGUGGAAAAACAGCAUUGGCCAAUUUUCUCUCUGACACAACGGAAUCAAUUGGAGCUGAUUAUUACAGCCCAACACAAGGCGUCAGGAUACUAGAGUUUGAAUCACACAGUUUAUCUAAUGGCAACAAAAAUUCAGCAUGUGAAGUGGAACUAUGGGAUUGUGCGGGAGAUUUCAAGUUUGAAUCAUGCUGGCCAGCUUUAAUGAAAGACUCCAAUGGGGUAGUUAUUGUAUUUAACCCAGAUGUGCCCAGCCAUCUAAAGGAAAUCGAGACCUGGCACAAUACAUUCAUCUCUUCACAGGGACUACUGGAGGCCCAGUGUCUGCUCAUUGCCCAUCAUAAACCAGGGAGCGGGGCUGACACUAACCAUCCACCAUUAGCCCCACAGUUAAACAAGCUGCCUCUCAUUCACUCAAACCUUGAGGAAGACCCUGAAGAUGUCCGACAGGAGUUCCACAAAUACUUGGGAAAUGUUAUGCGGAUGCUAUCGGAAAAACAGGAGCGUGAAGAGAUGUCAAUUAUUACAUAAUUGUAUUUUUAUUUUUUUGUAUAUGCCCAGAUAAAUCUAUAUCCCACAUAAUGUAUACACAUGCAUGCAUUUUUAUUCCCGUGAAAAAUCUUGUUAGCCCCAUCUCGCGUAACAGUCUGGGAGAUGGAAUCUCUCAUAGUGGUCAAUAUUAGAUCCAUCCCACAAUUUAAUUUUCACUCAUUUUAGUCAAGACAAGAGAACACAUUUUGGUUCUGUAGUGAAGUGUGCUCUCAAAGGGCUGAGCUCAGAUUUGUCUACAAGUAAAAAACAACAACAAAAAAAUACUAAACUGUGAUGGAAACUAUUGAUCAUCAUCCUAGAGUUCAACAAUAUUGUAAUUCACUUUACCAUUAUCCUGGCUCCACUGACUAAGAUGUAAUUAAAGGCCUAUUGGAAGUAAA